CCUGCUCGCGCUGACUGGAAUUCAAGGUCGCAGGCAGGCUGAAUGCUGGCUCUUCGUGGCUGUAGGCGGCUACGCGCCCUCCCUCGCCUCCGGUUAUUAGAGGCCCCGACCCGAAGUUAUGCAUUCUCUCGCUUUCCCGACCGAGGACCGGGCGUAGGACGAAAGCGGGACACCCCCCGGAAAGUGAGCAGAGAACAGGAAGAGUUCGAACGCUUUUUCUCCGAUCCGUUGCGGCAGCGCGAGGAACCCAAGGACGAUGAGCCUCGACCUACGCUCUCGUGGGGAGAACGCGAGAGGAUGCAGGCGGUCAAUCCGGAGGAGAGUUUGCGAACAAUCCUGAGCAAUCCUAUGCUGGUCGUUACUCGCCAAAUUGAGAUGCUCAAUAUUUUCGUAGGCUUUGAGCAGGCCAACCGCUAUGUCAUCAGCAACGAAGAAGGAGAGACCUUGGGCUUCAUUGCUGAAGAGCCCAGAGGGUUCUUCUCUACCUUUUCCCGUCAAAUAUUCAAGACACACAGGCCUUUCCGAGCACUCAUCAUGGACUCCCAAGGCGCCCCCCUUCUCUGGGUCAGACGUCCUUUUGCAUGGAUCAACUCACGAAUGUUCGUUCAGCGGCUGCAGAACUACUCUGAUUACACACCGGAGGGCGAACCCAUACUGGAUACCUUUGGUGAAGUUCAGCAGCGAUGGCACCUGUGGAGACGGCGCUACGACGUGUUUCUUCGGGAGAGCACACGACCGAUCCUCUCUACCGUCUCAGAACCUCAACCCGAGCCCUCCGAGACUGAGGAGACGUUCACGCAGUUAGCGAAGAUCGACGAAGGCUUCUGGGCGUGGAACUUCAGCUUGCGUGAUCAUCGAGAUGAGGAGUUCGCUAGUAUCAGACGGGCGUUUAGAGGGUUUGGCCGGGAGAUUUUCACUGACACUGGUCAGUACUUCAUCCGCUUCCACCCCGACCCAACGGAAGAAGAGAUAGCCGCGCGCGGCUAUAAGCCCAUCAUCGAGCGCAACCUCUCCAUGGACGAACGCGCAUUGAUCCUCGCAACAGCCGUGACGAUCGACUUUGACUACUUCUCGAGGCACUCUACCGGAGGGCCGGGUAUGUUCUGGUUCCUGGUGGCGUCAUCUGAGAUAUAGUCCGUCGGUACUCGGCGGGCCUCCUUAAUGGUGGUGAGGGAUACCGCACUGGGACAUCGAGGUGAUAUCGGAACCGCUCCGCUAUCUUACCACCCACUGAGGUACUGAGGACGGGGCAGAAGUGACUGGCCGAACAGACUUCGAUAGUAUUGCUACACAAACACAGAUUCUACAAAUACUAGCAACAUGCAUAUACGACUAAAUCCAAUAAUUUACCAGGAUGACAAUGCAGGAGGAAAUGGUUACUGCGAAGCGUAAUUAAUAAUCUGGACCCUCGGCGAGCGUCUCGAGGAAUAUCUUGAUGUCGGCCUGGUUGAUCUCGAUGACGCUGGUGUCGAAGGAGCCGUGCCGCGUGCGGGCGUUGCAGCGCUCCUUGGCGUCGAGGAAGGCCAGGCCGAAUUCAUUCUUGCGCACAUCACCGAAAUCCAUCGCUCCGGUGACACCGACGACGACGUACGACCCGGCUUUCUCGUUCAGACACGCGACGACGAACGGCAGGCUCUUGCGCUUGCUCUUGCGGCCCGUCAGGCUCUGGCCGUUCACCCUGUCGCGCAG
This is a messenger RNA of Gloeophyllum trabeum ATCC 11539, 1689 nucleotides long. RefSeq names its product Scramblase-domain-containing protein. Gene Ontology annotation, biological process: plasma membrane phospholipid scrambling. Bases 43 to 1134 code for a protein of 363 amino acids. Gene Ontology annotation, cellular component: plasma membrane. NCBI's taxonomy places the organism in Eukaryota, Fungi, Basidiomycota, Agaricomycetes, Gloeophyllales, Gloeophyllaceae. Gene Ontology annotation, molecular function: phospholipid scramblase activity. The record is from RefSeq and is a predicted model, not a curated record. The transcript has 11 exons.